This is a messenger RNA of Pollicipes pollicipes, 4428 nucleotides long. Its product is annotated as apolipophorins. The record is from RefSeq and is a predicted model, not a curated record. Gene Ontology annotation, molecular function: lipid carrier activity. The coding region runs from base 1 to 4428 and encodes 1475 amino acids. Gene Ontology annotation, biological process: lipid transport. Lineage: Eukaryota; Metazoa; Arthropoda; Thecostraca; Pollicipedomorpha; Pollicipedidae. The transcript is spliced from 14 exons.
AUGGCACGGCUUAAUCAGGACAGAUUUGCCGGAGGAAGUCUUACUGUCAGCUACCUGUCUGAAGGCUUCAACUUCGACUACGGUGUCGACACCAACAUCACUCUAAUGACCUCCAGCUACGCAUUGGUCGCCCAAGUGCGACGCGACGACGGAACAACAGCCGACCUUACGUUUCUGGCCUCCCGAGAGGUGGGGAGCGAGAGCAGGACGGUCCGGCUGGCCGCGGCGCUCGGUCUGGACGAGACGGACGCGCACACGCUGGACGCCAGUCUUGACCUACCCAACUACCCAAGCACGCGGCUGAGUGGCCGGCUGGCAGCCGGCAGUGGCGGCCGCUACCUGGUCAGCGGCCAGCUGCAGCGCGGCCCGCACGUCUACAUGAUCAGCGGCCAGUACCGCUACGAGGCCGAGCACGUCCUGGAGCUGCGUGCUCGCCUGCCGCGGCGAGAGUACACCGGCACGCUGUCGGCCCGCACCGAGGGCGGCAACUAUAAGGUCAAGGCCGACCUGCAGCUAGGCCGCCGCAUCAUGACCGUCGUCAGUGUGCGUCCAGGUGGUCCGGAAAUGAACGCCAACUUUGAGCUGUUCUGGAAUAAAGACGUCGAUGAUAGUCAACACAUAAUCAUGGAGAUCUCAAGGCGGGGUUACGACCUGUCGGCUAAGCUACGGUACCCUGGCCGUCAAGUCCAGCUGCUAGCCGGUUUGACUUCAAGUGGCGAUGCGCUGCCACGGCCGACGGACCCGCGGGCCGGCCACCGCUGCGCCUCCUACUGCCUGAGCGCCGACAACAGCAAGUUCGCCUACACGGCCGGCCAGACGUACGUGUAUGCAUACACCUCCGAUGUUGUGACGACGCUAGCCGGCGCCACGGACGAGGCGUCGAGGCUGCACGUGAAGGCCACGGCCGAGAUCGCGGCCAACUCGGCCUGCGACUUCACGCUCCAGUUGAGGGAUGUCACCCUUGAGGACUCGGAUCCGAAGAACGUAGAUCGUCGAAGGCAUGUGGACGAUAUGGCCUCCUUCAAAGACGAGCUGGAGAAAUAUCCGCUGUCCUUCAGUUACCAGGACGGCCGAGUGGAGGAGCUCUGCUCCAGUCAAUUUGAGUCUGUAUGGGCGCUGAACUUCAAGCGCGGCCUUCUCUCGGCCACCACGGACGUGUCCGGCUACUGCUCCACCAACUACACUGUCCGCAACUUGGGCGACAUCACCGCGGUAAUCAAGACCAAGGAACUGCUGACCUGUCGGGAACGCGGCCACCUCGUGUCCUCACUUCAAACGACACCCUACCAUUCGGCCUCCAACAUUCAGUCCAUGCCGUUGCUAAGGAGCACCCAGCGUUGUCGGCAGGCAGUGUCGGCUGGCCGGCUACUCACAGUGGUUUGCCAGGAAGAUCACCUGUUCCGGCCGUUCUCCGGCGGCGGAAACGGAGCGGUCACGCGCACCACCCUGACACUGACUGAGAUGAACGUCCGGCCCACAGUUCACACCCGCCAGCACGAACCGCUGCGAGUGCGCAGUAGCGCCAUGUUUGACCACUCGGCGCCAGAGCUGAAGGCGGUGGACCGUGCGGACGCGACGCGCCUCUUGCUGGCCGAAAUGCAGCGGCAGACCGCUGAGGACGUGCGGCGCGAGGUCCCUCGCCUCUUCACGCAGCUGGUGCAGACACUGCGCCAAGCGGACGCGGCCAGCCUCGCCCGCCUCCUGCGCGAACAGACGCAGCAGACGACGCGCAAGUACCUGAUGGACGCCCUGCCCAUGCUGGGCACUGCCGCCGCCCUGGUCGUCAUGAGGGACAUGGUGAUGCUCGGGCAAGUCGCUUCCGAGGAGACCGACCGCUGGAUGACGUCUCUUGCCUUUGUGCACGAGCCGCGGCUGGACAUGGUGGAGGCGGUGGCGCCGCUGCUGGCUGACGCUGGUGUCAGGACGCAGACGCUGCUGGGCGUCUCGGCCAUGCUGCACCGCUUCUGCCGCGCCGAUGUUGACUGUGCCCAGCGGCCAGCUGUGAGGCAGGCCGUAAGCAGCAUCGAGCAGCUGCUUGGUGGCGACUGCGCGUCCGAAUCCAGGGGAGGCAGGACCAGGGUCCUGGCAGCGCUGAAGGCCCUGGGCAACGUUGGACUUCUGAUUCGCGGCGAGGGUGUCCUUCGCGCUUGCUUCGCGAGUAAGGACGACGUCGAAACUCGCCUCGAAGCCAUCAGGGCGUACCGGAGGAUGCCGUGUGCCGUGGUAAGCAACAGCGGGCUAGUGCACACCUUCGCCAACCAUUUGGAGAACAGCGAGGUUCGCAUCGCCGCCUACUUGGCUGUCACGCAAUGUGCUACCCACGAGGUUGUCGACAAGCUAAUGGAAAUUCUAUCGAAGGAAACUGUCAACCAGGUAGGAAGCUUUGUGUGGACACACAUAACCAACAUGCAAGAAACCAAUGACCCCAGCAAGCAGUACUUGAAGUCGCUUCUCUACAAUGUGGAGCUAUCAAAAAAGUUUGCCACCGAUGCAAGGAAGUUCUCACGAUAUUAUGAAAAAUCAGCAUUCUUUGAAUCCGUGAAUGCCGGAGGGUCAGUGGAGGGCGCCGUGGUGUUUUCACCAGAAUCGUACAUACCAAGGUCCGGCAUGCUAAACCUCACCGUCGAUCUCUUUGGCGAGGCCAUCAAUCUAUUGGAGGUCGGUGGCCGCGUGGAAGGCCUGGAGCACUAUGUUGAAAACCUGUUUGGGAACAAAGGUCCGUACCCACAGGAAUCCAUUAGCCAGAUCCUGCGGGCGAUGAGGGGUCGACCGAGCAGCAAUGACAUCACUAGGCUCUCGGAUGCCUAUAACGCCGCCAAUGACGCGUCUGGGUCGUUUCAUGCAUCAUCGUACGUGAAGAUCUUUGGCAACGAACUGAGCUUUGGCACAUUCGACGACCUCAGUGCUCUGGUUCGUGCUUUGGGCGACGACGGUCCAGUAAGCUUUCUGCAAAAGCUGGCAAAGGACAGAGACUGGACCGAUAACUACCAGUUCCUGGAUACGAGCUAUACGAUUCCCACUAUGACCGGUCUUCCCUUCAAACUGCGAGCCGUGGGGGCCGCCACUGUUACACUGAAGACGAGUGGACGCUUCAACAUUGAGUCAUGGAAUAAGAUGAAUAUCGAAGGGUUUAUUAAACCUUCUGCUGCCGUGGAAAUUGCCGCUGAAAUGAGCGUAGACGCCCACGUUGCUCGCACUGGACUCAAGAUGAACACAAAUCUUCACACAUCGACCGCUCUGGACGGACAGGUGGUCAUUGAUUCGGCUAAAAUUGUGUCAAUCAAGAUGAACAUGCCUAAGGAUAAGGUGGAGAUGCUAGAUGUCAGAACAAGCUUCCAUAGCGUUUACCAGAACCAGGAGAUACCACUGGAGACGACCAGCAACAAGGUCGAAUAUGGCGCCUGCUCAGAGGCUUACACCGCAGCCGCGCUUGGAGUCAACAUAUGCUCAGAAAUCUGCUACCCACUGCCCGCUGCCAGCGGUGCGAGCUUUCUGCUGACGGGCCCUCUGACCGCUCGCAUCACCGUGGAAAAGACCGACACUGUCAAGGCGUUCAUUUUCGAGUACCGACACUCGAACGAGGCAGGGGUGAGGAAAUCCAGCCUGAUGCUGGACACGCCGGGGACCACCACCAAUCGGCACAUAAACCUCGACUACAUGAUCAACUUCCGGAACAAGGCGUUCCGCGUCGGCAUCAUCACUCCCGUGAAGUCGGUGGAACUCGCGGGAAGUCUCGACGUGGCGACUGAGAGAAAGCACGCUGCUCUGCAGCUAGAUAUCGACCGGCGGGAGAUCUUCGGUGUCGCCGGCAGUCUGACGAAGAACGACACGCUGCGGGCUGUCGAGUAUCAGCCUCUGGUCGUGAUCCGGGGCUCAUCCGGGCCGCUGUUUCGCCUCAAAGGGGAAGUGCUUGUCAAUAAGGACAAACCCAAGUACGCCGUCCGCCUGCGCGCCAACACUCUGUACAACUAUCCGAUCGUCCUUACUGGUUCUGUUGACGAAGAUGACGGCAUGUAUAGCAUUGCCACAUCCUUAAGCUCGCACGCUCUGACCGGAACUCUGAACGGGAUGUUCCGCCACGACGGCACGAGCCUCGUGCUGCAGACGGCGACAGAGUACAGCGUUCUAGAUGGUCCCACGCGGACCAUCUCCCUCAACACGAAGAUGGACAAGGAAGCUCUCGGCGAACAGACGUUGUACAAACUUUCCAUGGAGACAAAGUUGUCGGCGCUGCCGCUCCUCGACACGGAGCUGAGAGCGGAGCUGGCCAGGUCGCCAGGCCAGCACCGCGCCACGGCGGAGCUGAUGCUCGGCCAGCGCCGAUAUCAGCUCAGCGCCGGCCUCGGUGACCAGCGCGGCAGGCGGUUCGGCGAGAUUGCCUUUCAGGCGGCGCACAUGGACGUCGACUUCAAACUGGCCACCGAAUGA